This is a messenger RNA of Suillus plorans, 177 nucleotides long. RefSeq lists its product as uncharacterized. The transcript has a single exon. The record is from RefSeq and is a predicted model, not a curated record. NCBI's taxonomy places the organism in Eukaryota, Fungi, Basidiomycota, Agaricomycetes, Boletales, Suillaceae. The annotation marks the transcript as partial.
UACAAAUGUCAAGAUUGUCUUGGCGAGCCACUCUAUUGCACGGGCUGUUGCAGGAGUCAACAUCGUAGCAAUCCUUUCCACUGGAUCAGUCAAUGGAAUGGGCGAUUCUUUGAGCGGAGUUGUCUCGCUCAUGUGGGACUCAUUAUACACCUUGGCCAUGAUGGCAAACAAUGUCCG